AUGGCGCGCCAGGCGCGAGCCGGCGCACCAGUUGCGCUAGUGCUGCUCGCAUGCCUUGGCCAGCUCUGCUACGCAGCCCCGGCCUUUGAGCCGGCCAAGUGGAACCAGCACGAUAACUACUCGGCCGUCAGCGUGCCAUACAAGCUGCUGUUCCCGCCUCCUUCAGAGCCCCAGGGCGACCCGGGCGGCGAGGAUGCUGGCCCCUUGUUCCCCAUCCAGCCCAGGGCGGGGCAGUCGGAGCUUGAGCGCACAUGCGCGGGCCCAGACAGGGCGUUCGCCAAUGACGGGGAGGAGGCAAAGUCGGGCGCUUGCUGCAACAACUGCUACUGCUAUGCCGUCGACCGCGCCGGGACCGACGGAUGGUGCCUCCCAGGCCUGGGCGCCGGCCUCGGGGACCUCACAGGGCCCAUCACCUGCGCUGACCUGUCCGCCAGGGUGGCGGCCGACGGCGCCGUGGCCGUCCCAAAAGCGGAAGCCCUGUCCAGCGGCCUGCCCGCGGACGCGGACUCCCAUUACGUGGCGCUGCGGCUGCGCGCGGGGGCGUGGUGCGGCAGCGCGGCCGGCAGGAGGCAGAGCGGCUGCGGGCCGGACUUCCACCUGCUCAGGCAGGAUGCCAGCGGCCUGUGGAGCCACAAGAUUGUGGGUGUGAGGCGGCUGGAUAGCGGGUUCGAGUCGUUUAGGGGCUCCCUGCCCGCCACCGACCGCGACGCGCUGGGCCGCGUGAUCCCCGACCCCUCCCCCGGGGCCGCGCCGCUCCCCGGCGGCUUCGAGGAGCUCUGCGGCUUCUUCAGAGUGAAAAAGGGGACGAUGCGCGUCGGCACCCAGUGGUCGGAGGACGGGGUGUUCAGGGCGCUCGAGCGCUGGCGCCGCAGGGGCCUGACGGUGCUGGCGGCCCCGCUUCCGUACGACGCGGCGACGGAUGGGGUCGCGCCCCCGAAUGAUGAGGGCGGCGGGACGCCAUAG
Messenger RNA from Monoraphidium neglectum, 963 nucleotides. RefSeq lists its product as hypothetical. The transcript is spliced from 4 exons. The record is from RefSeq and is a predicted model, not a curated record. Bases 1 to 963 code for a protein of 320 amino acids. Lineage: Eukaryota; Viridiplantae; Chlorophyta; Chlorophyceae; Sphaeropleales; Selenastraceae.